GCAAGACAUAAAAUCGAUAGUUCAAAUUUGGUUCAAAAAUCUCGAGAGAAAGGAGUUAGUACCUUUGAGCAAAUCGGAUCAUAAAUGCUGUUCAUCGAUUUGGGCACUGUUCGCGAUCAGCUGCCGCACGCAACGCCUGUCGCCGUCUCGAUCGAUUCCGCCUACAUAUAGCCGUAAGCUGACAGACAGACCAUGCCUCACCGGAGCCUGCUUGACUCCCCCCACUUCGAGGCCGCUGCCAUGGGGGACACCGUCGCUGGCGCCGCCAACUACCGCGGCCUGCCCGCCUCCCGUGCCGCCACCGGCGGCUGGAAAUCUUCGAUCUUCGUCAUGGCAAUGGAGAUUGCGGAGAGGUUCGCGUACAAGGGCGUUGCGGCGAACCUGAUCACGUACCUGACGGGGCCGCUGGGGCAGCCGAUGGCGAGUGCGGCGGCGUCCAUCGACGCGUGGAAGGGCGUCUCGCAGAUGCUGCCGCUGCCGGUGGCCUGCAUCGCCGACGCCUGGCUCGGGCGCUACCGGGCCAUCAUACUCGCCUCCAUCAUCUUCGUCCUGAGCAUGGGCACACUGUCGCUCUCGUCGGCGUUCCACAUCUUCCGGUCCGGCGGGCACGUGGCCGUCUUCUACGUGGCGCUGUACCUGGUGGCGCUGGGCGAGGGUGCGCACAAGCCGUGCGCUCAGGCCUUCGCGGCGGACCAGUUCGACGAGAAGGACCCCAAGGAGAACGUGGCGCGGAGCUCAUUCUUCAACUGGUGGUACUUCGGCAUGUGCGCCGGCACCGCCGUCACCACCAUGGUCUCCAGCUACGUCCAGGACAACGUCGGCUGGGGCCUCGGUUUCGGCAUCCCCUGCAUCGUCAUCGCCGUUUCCCUGGCCCUCUUCCUCAUCGGCACUCCGACGUACCGCUACUAUACCACCAAGGAGCCCAGCCCCGUCGCCCGCGUCGGCAAGGCCUUCUUGGUGCUCAUCAAGAGCUGGAGAUCAAAGCACCGGACCAACCCGGCGGGCGGCAAAGUGGAGGGCAAGGAGAACUCCGAGGACCUCGUCGAGGAGGUGAAGAGCGUCUUCCGCCUGCUCCCGAUCUGGGCGUCCUGCAUUAUCUACGCCAUCAUCUUCUCCCAGACGUCCACCUUCUUCACCAAGCAGGCCGCGACCAUGGACCGGCGGAUCGGGCCGAAAUUCAAGGUGCCGCCCGCGGCGCUGCAGACCUUCAUCAGCGUCAGCAUCGUGGUCUUCAUCCCGGUCUACGACCGCCUCUUCGUUCCGCUGGCCCGGCGAUACACUGGGCGGCCCACGGGCAUCACCAUGCUGCAGAGGGUGGGCGCCGGGCUGUGCCUCUCCCUCGUCGCCGUCGUGCUCUCCGCCCUCGUGGAGAUGAAGCGGCUCCAGGUGGCGAGGGACGCCGGCCUGGUGAACUCCCCCAAGGCGCAGCUUCCGAUGACGCUGUGGUGGAUGGUGCCGCAGUACGUCCUCAUCGGCGUCUCCGACGUCUUCGCCAUGAUCGGCCUGCAGGAGUUCUUCUACGACCAGGUGCCCGACGCGGUGCGCAGCCUCGGCCUCGCGCUCUUCCUCAGCAUCUUCGGCGUCGGCCACCUCCUCAGCAGCUUCCUCAUCUCUGUCAUCGACAGGGCCACGGCCAAGCGCGGGGCCAGCUGGUUCUCCAAUAACUUGAACCGCGCGCACCUCGACUACUUCUACUGGCUGCUCGCCGGACUGUGCGUCCUGGAGCUGCUCGCCUUCUUCUUCUUCUCGCGGGCUUAUGUCUACAAGAAAAAGGGCGGCGAUGGUGAGGGCAAUGGUGAUUACAGGGGAGGUGAUGCGGAUGCUGCAUUGGUGUAGCUCGUAAUUCUGGAUGUUACGUGUAGGUAGUCAGUGCAAAAUUUUCAGAUUGUUGUUGUCUGUAAAAAAACGAACAAUCUUGGCAUAUCGUGCGCAGCAUUAUAGCAGGCGGUCUGUGCGUGCUACACCGUCAUUCUGGGGAUGAACCCCUGUAAAAAAGAUGAACACAGCCCAACAAAUAGCGAGCAAUUUAUAUUUUGAUCACAAGGAGGAAAAUAAACUAUCUUUAUCA
Molecule: messenger RNA, 2068 nt
Organism: Lolium rigidum
Lineage: Eukaryota; Viridiplantae; Streptophyta; Magnoliopsida; Poales; Poaceae
Product: protein NRT1/ PTR FAMILY 5.10-like
Exons: 4
Coding region: 193-1836 (547 amino acids)
Biological process (GO): dipeptide transport; transmembrane transport
Cellular component (GO): membrane
Molecular function (GO): dipeptide transmembrane transporter activity; tripeptide transmembrane transporter activity
Source: RefSeq, a predicted model, not a curated record